AUGGAUCGACUCUUCAUCAAAGCCCAACUCACUGAAGCUGAUGUUAGCGUAGGCAGAUGGAAAGAGGCAGAAACCUUAGCACGGGAAGUAUUGGAGGAGAGCAUUGCAAUUCAUGGAGAGAGUCACGCAGAAACCAUUGUUGUCAAGAACCAGCUGGCGUUGAUGCUUUCAGACCAGGGUCGCUGGGACGAAGCCGUGUCGAUCCAGAAGGCAAUCCUACAGUACCAGGAAGAGCGUUUGGGUCCGAACCACCCCAUCACUCUUCAGUUCACUUCCUCCCUUGUUCAGUCACUCAUUGAACUCGGCAACUACGACGAGGCGGAACACUGGAUGAACAAAGUUGUCACGACCCGAGACGCCGUUUGGGGCAAAGAUAGCCCAGAUACAUUGCUCAGUUUGAUGGACGAAGCCCGCCUGUUAGACGCUAAAGGUUGCUUCAAAGAUGCUGAGAGCCUUGAAAGGGAAGCCCUGGAAGGAUGCAAGCGCUUGCUUGGGCAGGACCAUCUUUACACGCUUGAUUGCACGAUGAAUCUUGCCCAGAGUAUGAUUCUUCGGUACGAUCUAGAGGGAGCUGAACAACUUGCCGAGGAAUGCGUUGCUGCUUAUACCCGUACACGGGGAGCACAACAUCCGGACACCCUCCGCUCUAUGGGUUCUUUGGCGAUGGUGUACAAAGAGUGUGGAAAAUGGAGGGAAUCUGAACGUAUGGACCAGCUUGCUUUGCACAAUCUGAGAGAUACGCUGGGUCCACUCCACCAUUUCACUCUGCAGAGUAUGAAUGGGCUUGGGCAUGACUAUUGGAAGCUCAAUAGGUUGGAAGAAGCUGAAGAGCUUUUGGUGCAGGCGGUUCGAGGUCAAACUGAUGUACUUGGGGAAGAGCACAGAGACACACUCGACAGCCGGAGAAUUCUUGCCAAUGUUUACGCGGACCAGAAAAAGUUGGAUCUAGCAAUGACAACAUUGGAAGCCGCUCUGCAGGCAUCGAUCAAGGCAUUAGGAAAACAACAUCGCGAUACCUUGAGCACGGCUCAUAAUCUAGCAACGAUCUACGAUGAUUUGGGCGACAUCCACAAAGCUAUAAAGCUAGAAGAGGAAAUACUUGAGAUAUGCAGGAGUUCCCUUGAUCCAGAUGACGGCGUCCUGCUUGGCACCGCCUCGAACCUUGCCAUGUCGUACUUAGAUUUCCAGAAUCAAAAGGCACGGAGAAGCACUCAUAUUGGCAGAGGAGGCUGUCAGAGGAAGGAUGGCAAUCGGCGAAGGAGAGUACCUUUCGCACGCCCAGAAUACACUCGCUCACUGCUAUGUUGCUUUAGGGAGACUAGAAGACGCGAAAGAGAUGCGUGA
This is a messenger RNA of Mytilinidion resinicola, 1344 nucleotides long. Its product is annotated as TPR-like protein. Bases 1 to 1344 code for a protein of 447 amino acids. The transcript has a single exon. NCBI's taxonomy places the organism in Eukaryota, Fungi, Ascomycota, Dothideomycetes, Mytilinidiales, Mytilinidiaceae. The record is from RefSeq and is a predicted model, not a curated record. Gene Ontology annotation, molecular function: protein binding.